AUGGACUCACCAAUACAUAUCGGUGACUUAACCACAAACUCAAUCCAGCACAAGUUAGAUGGUACCCAUUUGUCAACAACAAUACGAUCAUACACCCUGACGUUACACUCAACCGUGUACUCCUCCAUCAAACUCAUACAGCUUACUCUCAACUUAAGCGUCGACCACGACGUUGAAUUAAUCGUGUUAAGGCGCGUGCAGGACUCGUUCGUCAAUGUCAGCCAGUUAUUAGAUAUUCUCAUCCAGUUGCGCUACUUUAGUUCCGAGCAAUUGAAGAACUUUUUGAGCAAUGAGGUGUUGGACAACAUCGAGUACUACGGCACCAGCGAUUCCCCCCAGUACUUGGACUGGCGCGACAACGACGAGGCGGCGUUGCGUGGAGUGUGGGUUCCCUAUGACAAAGCCGUCAGUCUUGCUUUGAAAUUCGACAUUUACGAACUCGUCAAGAAGUUGUUCUUGGUCGACGUGCACGAGUUUGAAAAUUUGCCCAAAGCCAACAAGAGAGUGCUUGACGAGGUCAAUGGAGUAGGCUCCCCCGUCAAGAAACAAAAAGUGGUAAAGGAAGAAGUUAGGUACGACUUGAACAAUCCCAACUAUCCAAUGACAUUACCUCCCAAAGAGACCUCAGGCGAGAUUAUCAAUGAGCUCAAGGUAAAACUCGGGGAGAUUUUCAAACGAGAUGACCAACAGGAGCUCACAGUCCAAGAUGUGAAAAACACCCUUGAGCCCAUAUUAUCGAAGUCUAGUCCUGAUGAAAUAUCAGACGUUCAAUUGGAUCCCAAGGGACAAACGAGUUUGCAUUUCGCUGCAACCCUUGCAUCGGUCAAUUUAGUCACUGCUUUUAUUGAACUUGGCAUAAACUCACCCAUUCGCGGAAACAGUCUUGGUGAAUCACCCUUGAUCAGCACCAUCCAAGUGACAAACUCUAUGGAAAAGGGCAAUUUCAGCGAGUUGUUAACCAAGCUCUAUCCUGACAUUUGGUUGUUUGAUAACAAUAAAUGUUCCGUGUUGCACCACUUGACGGCCCAGCUAGAUAAGAAAGCCGAAAGUAGCAAGUUCUACACCAAGAAGAUUAUUGAAUACUUGAUUCAUAAUGACAAGCACUUGUUUGACUUUAGAAAGAAUAUCGUGAAUGCCCAGGAUGUAGAGGGAAACACAGCAUUGCAUGUUGCUGUUGAGAAGGAAAACAAGUGGUUUAUCAAAUUGUUACUUGAGCUCGGCGCCGAUAUUACUCUCGCCAAUAAACUAGGCGUUUCCCCAUCUGAUUUUGAGAUUGUCAAGGAGUUGGUCAAGGACAGUGAGGAUGUAGAAGAUGGGCAGGUUUUCGAAUUGAUUCGAACCGCCAUUGAAUUCUUGAAUAAACGAUUAGAAAUAAAUUCUAGUUUGCCCGAGUUGGAACAGCCAACCACCACCACCACCACCACCAUAAAGGAAGAGCCAGGCAAUUCCUCAGCUAAGAUAUUUCAGAGCAUUCAGCAAUUGUUGAGCAACACCAACACAGAGUAUGAAACCAUUUUGAAUUCAAAACGGGAACAAAUAAAGACGUUGGAUAAAGUGCUCCAUGACGCCACUAUCAUCACUGCCAAUAAUAAAUUCAUCACCAAGAAAAUCAAGAGCAAGCUUGUGCAAUUGGAUAAUUUAAAGUUACAAAUUGCCAACAUCACUGAUAAAUUGGCUGUUGCCAAACAGGAACUUCCCGAAGACAAUGAAGACCACGAGUACAAUGCCGAAGAGCCAUUUAUAAUAAAACCCUUGUAUGAUAGACUACUCAAUAAUGAACCGGUUGACGAUUUAAGGGACAAUCCUGAGCUUCUCAGUCAAUUGGAAACGCCUAUUCUUAAAGCACGAGUCAAUGCUUAUAAACAAGUGAAUGAAAAGUUGGAGCAGGAAUUGGCUGCGUUGGUUGAUUACAACGAACUCACUUCCAAGUUCAAGAAGGUGGUUAGCAUUUGUACUGGAGUUGAUAUUAACGAAGUGGAUGAGCUCUUGGAUGGUUUACUUGAAGCUGUUGAGGGACAGCAAUAA
Molecule: messenger RNA, 2025 nt
Organism: Spathaspora passalidarum NRRL Y-27907
Lineage: Eukaryota; Fungi; Ascomycota; Pichiomycetes; Serinales; Debaryomycetaceae
Gene: SWI6
Product: transcriptional regulator
Exons: 1
Coding region: 1-2025 (674 amino acids)
Cellular component (GO): SBF transcription complex; MBF transcription complex
Molecular function (GO): DNA binding; protein binding; transcription coactivator activity
Source: RefSeq, a predicted model, not a curated record